Molecule: messenger RNA, 630 nt
Organism: Penicillium mononematosum
Lineage: Eukaryota; Fungi; Ascomycota; Eurotiomycetes; Eurotiales; Aspergillaceae
Exons: 2
Coding region: 1-630 (209 amino acids)
Source: RefSeq, a predicted model, not a curated record
AUGGCUAUUCAACCACCAAAAUUGUUUCAUCAACAUAUACUUGCAUACCUCACCUUGGCAAUUGAUAACAUAUUUUCCUCUAUCACAAUUACUGCCAAACAGCUCAAAGCCAAGUAUCAAGCCCGUGUCCAAGCUAACGGGUUCAAACUGCUCUUACGAGAGCUCCAAGAAGCAGAACAUACGAGGAUCCAACUCGACUGGAUAUCUGAUCAUCGCCAGGAGACAAGACGGGUUAACAAUAUCAUCCAAAGAGAAAUGCAUGUCGGUGCGAUAUCUCGCCACUAUGAAAUCCAAGUUCAGCAUGAAAGCCCGCCAGAACCUUCCACUCUGAAGAAGCUUCAGGAGUGCAAUCUCGAGCUAAGGCUACUUAAUAUUGAAUACUUCCAGCACCUGGAACGGAUGGCAGAACUCAUGGAACGCAAGCCACUAGGGCGCCUCGUACAUCGCUCUGGAAUAUCGAACGGACCUACUGCCAACUUCGUGGGGGCUGCUGCUCUCGUGAGUGUGGUUGCUGCGAACGACCUUGGCAGACCAUUCGGCACCCUUCUGGCAAGGUUCGAUAUAUGCACUGCACAGGAAGUUGUGGAUGUUGCACCCGCCACCGCGGGUACUAUUCCUCAAUUUUGGUAG